AUGCGACCACGACCGACUCCAUCGUCAACGGCAGCAGCAACCAUCGAACAAAAAACGAAGAUCUUGAGAAUAACUCUGGCUGCAACUGUUGUCUCAUUUGUGGCUUUUCUGAUAACAUUAACAUCAACACAAUGGGUGUUUGUUACCUAUCCAGCUGAUUUCUUUUCUAAACGACAGAAUAUGGUCAUCGUUCGCUCUCGUUAUGGUAUCGUUUGGGAAUGUUUUUUUGGUCGAUUGCCAAACGUUUCCACAUCCAGUAGUAAAUGUGAUUAUCAUCAAUCUCACAUACAAAAUAAUUCAACACCAGCUGAACAAACACUUGUGGGAAUGACCCGUACGAUGCUUUCAUUUAGUAUUAUUCAUAUCCUUCUUGCAAUUGCAACAUUUAUUUGCGGAUUAUAUAGUAUUCGUGACUAUCGCUACACUUAUAAACGAUUAACAGGCAUGAUUUACAUUCUAUCCGCUGCCGCAUUACUUGUUUGUAUUGAAGUUUUAAGCACGAUAUUUCGGCAUUCGAAUGAGCAAUUGCCCGAGAUUUAUCCACCAGGCACAGAGCAUACCUAUGGUGUCUGCUAUAUAAUCGCGUGGAUUAUAUUUAUUCAAUUACUUGGAUCAUCAUUUACAUUCUUUAUUUGUAGUAAGAAACGGAAAGGAACGUUCGAUGAAGCUACAGAAGAAGAAGCAUUGGCAAAUCGACCAGUAGAUCUUGGUCGAUCAUUUCGACGUUGA
Adineta ricciae is the source of this 729-nucleotide messenger RNA. The record is from the annotation of a GenBank genome assembly. NCBI's taxonomy places the organism in Eukaryota, Metazoa, Rotifera, Eurotatoria, Adinetida, Adinetidae.